Messenger RNA from Medicago truncatula (barrel medic), 1194 nucleotides. RefSeq lists its product as uncharacterized. The coding region runs from base 1 to 1194 and encodes 397 amino acids. The record is from RefSeq and is a predicted model, not a curated record. Lineage: Eukaryota; Viridiplantae; Streptophyta; Magnoliopsida; Fabales; Fabaceae. The transcript has 4 exons.
AUGGCUCAAAACGAGUACUGUGCCGAUAAAGAGAAAGGUAAAAGGGGAGUCUUUGGGGUGAGUGAAGAUCAUGAAAACGGUCAGUGCGUACCUGAAGGGAUGGAUGAGAAAGCAAACUAUAUGGGAAACUAUCAGAGAGGAACUCCUUACUCUAAUUUCUACAAUCCAGGCUAUGCCAGACACCCUAAUCUGAGCUACUCUAACACCAACACUUUAAAUCCACUCUUACCCAACCCUCAACAACAAACACAACAACAACAACAACAACAACAACAAAUAAAGCCAUCAGGUUUUGAGGAAACCAUGACUAACUUCAUCAAGAUGACUCUAACCAACUUUAUAGCAAAGCAGCAGGCAUAUCAGGCUAAUGGAGGAUUCCCAGGUAACACCAAAGAAAACCCUAAGAAUGAAACUUGUAAUGCUAUUGAGUUGAGGAGAAAAAAUGUUUUGACACUUUUAGUUCGAAAAGCUUUAAAGAAGGGUGAAAAAGUAGUAGUGGAGGAAGUUGAAAAAGAAAUUGAAAAUGGAAGUCUAAAAAGCCAACUGUUGAAAGAUGGAAACAAGCCACAAGAAGUCCCAUCUUAUGUGAAGCUCCCUUAUCCUCAUUUGUCUAAAAAGAAGAAGAAAGAGGAAGGGCAAUUCAAGAAGUUCAUGGAACUAUUCUCUCAACUACAGGUUAACAUUCCUUUUAGUGAAGCUCUUGAUCAAAUGUUGAUUUAUGCUAAAUUCAUGAAAGACUUGUUAAUCGAAAGAAUAAGGCCAAAUGAUGAUGAUAAUAUUGCUCUUUCAGAAAAUUGUAGUGCCAUCCUCCAAAGGAAACUCCCUCAUAAGUUGAGAGAUCCUGAAGCAUUUACUAUUUCUUGUACCAUUGGGAAAGUGAAUGUCGGAAAAGCUUUAUGUGAUUUAGGGGAAAGUAUCAAUCUAAUGCCUCUUUCCAUGAUGAAGAAACUAGGAUGUGAUGAACCUAAACCAACAAGAAUGACCAUCACUUUAGUUGAUCGGUCAAUCUCUUACCCUUUUGGAGUGCUAGAAGAUGUGUUGGUACAAGUUAAUGACCUGGUGUUUCCUGUUGAUUUUGUAAUCUUAGAUAUGGCUGAAGAUGAAGAGAUACCUUUAUUGUUAGGUCGACCAUUCCUUGCCACAGGUCGUGCUUGUAUUGAUGUGUAUAUGGGAGAGCUGAUGUUGAGGUUCUAA